AUGGCGUCGGCCUCGUCCUUCACCGCCUCGUUGGCCGUGCUCCUUGCAGCCAAAUACUGCCGUCAGCACCCGCUGUUUCACUGGCGAGAAGAAGCGCUGCCUUCUAUCGGUCGUCGCGCAGAAAAGUACUGUUUUCGCGUCGAAUUGCGCAAUCUACAGCAAGAAACAUGUGACGAGCUGGUGCUUGCGCUGUUUCCGGCGCAACUGAGUCUUGUCGACUUUGAAAAAGAAAGUACACGCUACCGUCUGAAAGCGCUGCUCGUGACGCUCAAGCACCCAUACAUUCUUCCAGUCAUUGACAUGGGGUACGUCAAGGAGAGACAAGCGCUGCUUCUGCUCCAGCCAUUUGCAGCUCGGGGCAGUCUCAAGGACCUCAUUUACCAAGUGGAUGAUCCAGCUAAGCCUUUUGACCUCAAGUACCGUCUCGAACAGGCUCAUGCUCUUCCUUUUCGAGACAUUGCCAAGUUUGCACGACAACUGUUGGAAGCACUGGCCGGACUGCGGCAGAAAGGUGUGCUGUGCGACCACUUGCGGUCGUCCAAUGUGAUGAUUGACCGUGGCAAUGCUCGAAUUGCCGAGAUUUUCACGCCGUUACUGGCGAUUGAUCGCGAUAAAGACAGUCGCGCAGUCACCGUGGGUCUCGAGCAGCACGUGGACAUUGAUUUGCUGCUUUUUGGACACAUUUUGUACGAAAUGGCGACUGGGUUGGAACUAGCAAGUCCACAGCCGGAAGAAGGUGUGCUCGAGAUGGUGGCACCGGAAAUUGCUGAAGUAUUGCAGGCGGUUUUCUUUUGUCCAGAAGUGCUCGCAAGUCCAGUGGAUCCAGUUGAGCUUUGGCCAGGCGAGGGGAAGGAAAGUCGGACCGUGGAAAAUGAGGACGAUGUCGUGUCGGUUGGUGAUGAUGGUAGUAGCACGGGCAGUAGUCGCAGCAAGAAACACUUGUUUCUUGUCGAUGUGGACAGAAUGCUGGAAGACUUUUCGUUGUUUGCGAUCGCUUGUGGUGUCCCGCCUAUUCGGACAUUGUUCUCUGGGUUCCGUCUGGAUUCCGAUAUGAAGAGAACCAUUAAGUAUAGCAUGCGGAUCAACGCGAGCCGUAGUCAAGCACAUAUUGUACGCUACAACGACCAAGAGGCACUCUUGCGGGCUCGUCGACGAGCUGAACGUCGCGCGUAUGUGGAGAGGGGAAAACAGCAACAGCGUAUCCAGCAACUUACUCCGAGCAAGAACCCUACUAGCAAGGGCAAUGCAUACAGCAUCAAGACUAUGCCGUCUAGACAAAAGGCGUACCGUGCUGAUAGCUUUCGGAAGCGUACCCAGCGCACGCUGUCCCGGUCUAGCAGUGACGUAUCUAGCACGAGCGCUUCCAUUGCCUAG
Molecule: messenger RNA, 1374 nt
Organism: Peronospora matthiolae
Lineage: Eukaryota; Oomycota; Peronosporomycetes; Peronosporales; Peronosporaceae
Source: the annotation of a GenBank genome assembly